This is a messenger RNA of Penicillium concentricum, 1047 nucleotides long. RefSeq lists its product as uncharacterized. The record is from RefSeq and is a predicted model, not a curated record. Lineage: Eukaryota; Fungi; Ascomycota; Eurotiomycetes; Eurotiales; Aspergillaceae. The transcript has a single exon. The coding region runs from base 1 to 1047 and encodes 348 amino acids.
AUGCGGCACAUCCCAGCACUUCGAGGCGAGAAUAGUCAGGAUCUACUCAGUGAUGACACGAGUUCCCACGAACGCCGCCCUAAAUUCGAGGAGUGGACGAGCGAUGCUCUCCGCGCAUUCGAUAUUUUUUGGCAUGAUCCAGAGAGGAGAAAACAUCCUAGUUAUUUCCAACCCGGCAGUCCUCCACUUUCAAGUGGCGCAUCAAGCAGGACUACUGUAUCUCAAGGCAGACAGAUCUUCCCCCCAAAUACCUAUGCUACUCCCUACAGGACGAUAGCACUAGAGCAGUCCCAUCAAUAUUGGGAUACGACGAAACAGCCCCAUCAGCUUUCACGGGAGAUGAUACCCCGAUUCUACAAUCCGGACCGUUUGAAAGAAAAGCUUCUUGGUCCUGAGAACUAUAAGCAUUGGGCGGAUCGGAUGAAGAAGAAGCUUGGGCAGUGCGGCGGAUUGUGGAUCACCAAUACUGAUAUGGAAAUGCCGGCGCACAACAGCUUGAGCACACAAUACAUCCUGCCCAACCUCAAUCUUUGGAUGAUGGUUUUCAGCAACGUGUCACAGCCCAUACGACGAGAACUCUGUGCUUCACAAGCAUUGGAUGCACAGGAGGCAUGGCAAUUUCUGGAGAAGACAUAUGGAAGAGACGUUCCCAUGAAGAUGCGUUCAGUUCAGGGCCUACGUGAUAUCAUGAGUAUCAGGUAUGACAAGUGCGCAUCACUGCAAGAAUACAUAGAGAAGAUGGUGUUGUGCAGCCGAGCAAUUCAAUGUAACCGCGGAGAGAAAGACCAUGACGACGGAGGGAAAGACAAUGGCCGCGGAAAGAACCGCGACCACGUGAGAGGAAGAGAUGAAACUAACGAAUGGCUGUGGUGCCAAUUCAUCUUGGUAAAUCUUGGUCCCGAGUGGGAGUCUUGGGUCUCUGAGCUGGUAGAGAAAUUCGAAGAUAAAGAGAAAAUGCAUGCUGCAAUAUGCACUUUCAGAGGACUCUUCCCAAUCAUCGAAGCAGAACAGGCACGUCGCACUCAAGCUUCUCGUUACACGAAGUGA